UCUUUCAUAAUAUUGGUAACCUCACUGCCACGGUUUCGUUUGAUGAAUUAAUGCCCUCCCUUUUAACAACGUUAACCUAUGGCAUCACUUAUCCUGCUUACUUGUUUUAUGUAUAUAUAGACACUCACAACAUAAGUAUUUAUCCACAAAAAAUUAUUUACUUACCUUCCACUCCAGGUUGGAAAAAAUUUAUAAUCGCCACAUUAUCAAUUUGUUGUUCACUAUUAACUGUUCGUUUAGGUGCAUUUUUGCAAGCUAGAAAAGAUAAUCAUGGCGAUGAUAUUACUGCUGUUUAUUAUUAA
Molecule: messenger RNA, 302 nt
Organism: Cetraspora pellucida
Lineage: Eukaryota; Fungi; Glomeromycota; Glomeromycetes; Diversisporales; Gigasporaceae
Source: the annotation of a GenBank genome assembly